AUGAAGUUCGGCGCAGUCAUCAAGGACGCCCUCUACCAGGACUGGCAGGCGUCCUACAUCGACUACGGCGGCUUGAAGCGCUUCAUCAAGGACCGCCAGGCCAAGAAGCAGUGGGACGAUGCGGACGAGGCCGAGUUCAUCAAGGCGCUCGAGAGCGAGCUCGAGAAGGUCGCCAAGUUCCAGGAGACCAAGAUCGCCGAGCUGACGGAGAAGAUCGACAACUACGAGGACGAGGUCAAGAACCUGAUCGCGCUGUCGGGCGAGUCGAAGCGCCGCGAGUCGUCCUCGGGCAACGACAACGGCGAGGGCCCGUCCGCCGAGCACGGCGACGACCCGGAGGGCGCCGAGGCGACCGACGACAGCAUGAGCGACACGUCGGACGACGAGUUCGAGGACCGCUUUGUCGACCUCGAGGAGGACCUCGCCAACGUCAUUGCCGACGUGCACGACCUCGGCCACUUCUCGCACCUUAACUACACCGGCUUCAUCAAGAUCGUCAAGAAGCACGACAAGCGCACCGGCUUCACGCUCAAGGGCCAGUUCAUGCGCGACUUUCUCGAGAAAAGGCCGUUCUACAAGGAGUCGUUCGACGCCAUCAUCGUGCAGCUCUCGCGCCUGUACAACCUCGUGCGCACGCGCGGCAACCCGGUCCAGGGCGACGCGAGCGCCGGCGGGAACCAGAGCGCGUUCGUGCGCCAGACGACCAAGUACUGGGUCCACCCCGACAACUACGUCCAGCUCAAGCUCGUCAUCCUCAAGCACCUGCCUAUCCUCGUCUUCGACAGCGACAAGGCCUUUGCCCAGGACGACGCAGCUAUCACGUCCGUCUACUUUGACAAUGCCGACCUCGACCUGUACAUGGGCCGGCUCGAGAAGACCGAGGGCGCCGAGGCCAUUCGCCUGCGGUGGUACGGCGGCAUGGGCGUCAAGCUGAUCUUUGUCGAGCGCAAGACGCACCGCGAGGACUGGACGGGCGAGAAGUCGGUCAAGGCGCGGUUCCCGAUCGCCGAGCACCUCGUCAACGACUACAUUGCAGGGCGGCACACGAUGGACGAGACGUUCGAGCAGCUGCGCAAGAAGGGCAAGAAGAGCGACAAGGAGGUCGACUCGAUGAUCAAGCUCGCGCGCGAGGUGCAGGCCGCCAUCAAGCACAAGAAGCUCGGCCCUGUUGUCCGCACGUUCUACAACCGCACGGCGUUCCAGCUCCCGGGCGACGCACGCGUGCGCAUCUCGUUCGACACGCAGCUGUCGCUCGUGCGCGAGGACAACUGGGACGGGCGCCAGCGGUCGGGCAACAACUGGCGCCGGACCGACAUCGGCAUCGACUGGCCCUUCUCGCAGCUGCCCGACGAGGACAAGGAGCUGUUCCCGUACGGCGUCCUCGAGGUCAAGCUCCAGACGCAGAUGGGCCAGGAGCCGCCCGAGUGGGUGCGCGAGCUCGUCAGCAGCCACCUCGUCGAGGCCGUGCCCAAGUUCAGCAAGUUCAUCCACGGCUGCGCGACGCUCCUCCCGAACCGCGUCGACCUCAUCCCCUUCUGGCUCCCGCAAAUGGAGACCGACAUCCGCAAGCCGGCGACGCAGAAGGCGCAGAUCCAGCGCCCGAUCACGUCCGGCUCGGGCACCAACUCGGGCACGCCGUCCGACGUGCGCUCGGCCGACCUCGCACAGUACACCGAGCCGGUGUCGGACGACGAGGACGACGAGGGCAACCGGCACUUUGCGACGACGUCGGACGAGGCUGGCUGGGCCGACGUCGACCCGCAGGCGGCCGCCGAGGCCAAGGCGUUCCGCGACGCGCAGGCCAAGCUCCAGCUCGUCGAGUCGCGGUACACGCUCGACCGGGACCGCGGUCUCAACGAGCGCUCGUCGAGCGGGCAUGCCGCCUCGAGCGGCGAGGGAGCAGCAGCAGGAGGACGGGCGGGCGGCGAGCAGGGCAACAACGGCUCGGGCAUCUCGCUCACGCCGGGCAGGGUCGAGUACGUGUCGUCGUUCCGGGCGCAGCAGGGCAAGAAAAUCGCGAUCCCGGUGCGCGUCGAGCCCAAGGUGUUUUACGCCAACGAGCGCACGACCCUCGCCUGGAUUGAGUUCUCGGUCGUCGUCUCAGCGAUCGGCAUCGGCAUCCUCUCUUUCUCGGACCCGCACGACGAUAUCGCUCUCGCCGCCUCAUCCAUCUUUACGACCGUCGCGCUCCUUUCGAUCUUGUACACGGCGGGCAUGUACACCUGGCGCGUGCGCAUGAUCCGCAACCGCCAAGCAGUCAACUACCACGACUACUUUGGCCCGACGGCGCUGUGCGGCUUCAUCCUUCUCGGCGUCAUCGUCAACUUCGCGCUGCGCAUCAAGCAGGGCCUGUGA
This is a messenger RNA of Rhodotorula graminis WP1, 2355 nucleotides long. RefSeq lists its product as uncharacterized. Gene Ontology annotation, cellular component: fungal-type vacuole membrane; vacuolar transporter chaperone complex. NCBI's taxonomy places the organism in Eukaryota, Fungi, Basidiomycota, Microbotryomycetes, Sporidiobolales, Sporidiobolaceae. The record is from RefSeq and is a predicted model, not a curated record. The transcript has 18 exons. Bases 1 to 2355 code for a protein of 784 amino acids.